Molecule: messenger RNA, 893 nt
Organism: Lates calcarifer (barramundi perch)
Lineage: Eukaryota; Metazoa; Chordata; Actinopteri; Centropomidae
Exons: 4
Coding region: 1-852 (283 amino acids)
Biological process (GO): response to bacterium
Source: RefSeq, a predicted model, not a curated record
AUGUCAGAUGGAUGCACAGGCAAGCAGAUUGAGCUGAAGACUGUUCGUGUUGGAGAUGAUGUACACCUGACAUGUCCCCGCAUAGGUUCAGGAACCUUGUUUUGGAUCAGGCUUGUUUCGGGAAACCUUCCUAAAAUCUUAGGAAAAACAUAUAGCUACGAGCCUGAUCCUCGCAUUACAGCCACUGAGGGGCAUGGAACAUUUGAUCUGCAUAUUGGAAAAGCAAAGCUAAGUGAUGCGGCAGUUUACUACUGUGUGAAAACACAACAAGGAGAAUUAAUAUUUUUAGAAGGAACAGACCUGAGAGUUGAAGGACCACAACCUGUUACCACUGCAGUCCCUACAUCUAAUCCAGUCCACCCAGAAGACUUUGUGACUCUCCAGUGUUCAGUCCUUUCAGACUCUGAGAACAAAACACAUCUAGAAGAAAAGUGCAUGUACUGUUUUAGAGCUGGAUCACAUCAGUCUCUCCCAAGUUUUAAUUAUACUCAAGGAGACAGUGUUUAUGAAAAUGAAAUGAACCCAGAGGGAGUCUCAACAAAGAAAUGUAUCCACAGCUUCUUGAAGAACAUCAGCUGCUCUGAUGCUGGGACUUAUCACUGUGCUGUGGCCAAAUGUGGAGAGAGAUUCUCUGAAAAUGAAAGAAAACUGGAUGUUGAAGCAGUCAACAUAUGGGAUUCUCACAGGGUCAACACACUUUUGCUUCUCUUGUGUGUUGCUUUAGCUAUAACUCUGAUUGCUUUAGCUUUCCUCAUUCAUUCCAUAAAGGCUUAUGAUUGUUGCAAUGGUAAGGGAACAUUUCUUAUACGUUGUUUUACUUGGAAAGAGUUAACUUCAUUUGAUUCACAUUAGCACUGAUCACAAGUUAACCAAAAGAACAGUUGCUUGGUAAU